UGACUAUCUAAUCAGUUGAUAUAGUAUUGAUAUAAAAUAUCAAUUUUCUCUACCACAUCUUCAGUAUUCGAAACGUUUCCGAACUAUUGAAAGAUGAAAUUAGCUUCAAUUUUAUUUGUAAGCUCAAUUUUCCUGGCGUCGUCUGUACACGGCCAAAACAGGAAAGUUGUGUGUUAUUGGAUGCCAGGAACUGAUACUACCAGAGUAAAUCCAAACAUUUGCACCCAUGUUAUAUUCAGUUUUUUGGGAAUCACUGCAGAUGGCAGCCUCACCUAUUUGUGGCGUAGUGCUGCACAAGUUACAAGUCUUCUACAAGGAUUAGUUGCUAUGAAAUCCCAAAAUCCGAAUCUUAGGGCUCUGGUUGCGAUUGGAGGAUACAAUGAAGAUUUGAUAACGCCAUGGUACACUUUAGCUGCUAGUGCUGCUGCUCGUCAGAAUUUCGCUAGAAAUCUCCGAGAUUUCAUUGCUCGAAACUAUCUGGAUGGAGUGGAUAUUGACUGGGAAUACCCAAAUUAUGACGGUAAUCGUCCAGAGGAUAAGCAAAACUUUAUCUAUCUUUUGGAAGCUAUAAGGAAUGAGAUAAGCAAUCACUAUCUGUUAACGGUUGCUAUUGGAGCUGGAGCAUGGAGAACCGGUCUGAGUUAUGACAUUCCCAACAUAUUUCGGGUUUGCGAUUUCGUCAAUUUAAUGACCUACGACAUGCACGGUGGCUGGGAGCCAAGAACUGGCAUCCAUGGUGCGAUGUAUCGCGGUCCGAAUGACCAAACUGACGCCAAUGUACAGUUUUCAGUGCAAUUUUUAAUCGGUUUCGGAAUCGAUAGGACCAAGCUCAUAUUGGGCAUCCCAGCCUACGGCAUCGGAUUCACCUUAACAAAUGCUGCUUCGAAUGGCGUUGGAGCUCCAGCAAACAGUGGCGGAUACUAUGAACAUUAUCAACAAAUGUGCUUAUGGGAAAAUGCAGGAUGGAAUCAGCGUUUCGAAGAAGCUCAAAUGGUCCCGUACAUUUUCCAAGGCAAUCAAUGGUACGGCUAUGACAAUCUCAGGUCGGUGGAACACAAGGCUAACUUUAUCAAUGCUCAAGGGCUUGGCGGUGCAAUGUUUUGGGAAUUGACCGCAGAGGAUUGGAAUAAUUCGUGUGGAGGUGGAUUUUGGCCAUUAAUUUCAGCUGUUUAUCGCAUUGUUCAUGGUUGAGUGUAAUAAAGAAAUUAAUUGUUUCUGAUUUGA
Bradysia coprophila is the source of this 1224-nucleotide messenger RNA. Its product is annotated as acidic mammalian chitinase-like. The record is from RefSeq and is a predicted model, not a curated record. Gene Ontology annotation, cellular component: extracellular region. Gene Ontology annotation, biological process: chitin catabolic process; carbohydrate metabolic process. NCBI's taxonomy places the organism in Eukaryota, Metazoa, Arthropoda, Insecta, Diptera, Sciaridae. Gene Ontology annotation, molecular function: chitinase activity; chitin binding.